UCCCUUAGAAGCUUGGAGAUAUCUGAGAAGAUUAACAAGAUACGAUGGUGUCAACCAGCCAAUAGCGCGUUGUAUCUUCUCUCCACGAAUGACAAAACAAUAAAGUUCUGGAAGGUGCAAGAGAAGAAGGUGAAAAUAAUUUCAGAGAUGAAUUCAGAUACUUUAUAUUCGAGUGGAAAUUGUAGUGUUGCUAGCUCUAGUACAGCUAGUCCGCCUGUAUAUCUUCCAAAUGGAGGGCGUUUAGAAAGGCAGUACAAUUAUAUAAGUAAUGACCUUUCAUUCCCGCCUGAAGGGUUUCCAUCGCUUCGUUUUACUACGGUAGCAAGCCAACAAAAAAGUCUUAUUGCUCAAUGCAGAAGAGUAUAUGCUAACUCACAUGAUUAUAACAUCCAUUCGAUUUCAAAUAACAGUGAUGGUGAGACUUUUAUAUCAGCUGAUGAUUUACGGAUAAAUCUUUGGAACUUGGAAAUGUGCAAUCAGGGUUUUAAUAUUGUUGAUGCAAAGCCUGCCAAUAUGGAGCAUCUUUCUGAGGUGAUAACAUGUGCCGAGUUUCAUCCUACUCAUUGCAAUAUUUUGGCAUACAGCAGCUCAAACGGCUCAAUACGACUUAUUGAUAUGAGGCAAUCAGCUUUAUGUGAUAAGCAUUCCCAACUGUUUGUGGGGCAAAAGUCGCCAGCUUUAUGGUCCCCUUUUACUGGGAUUAUUUCUUCAAUUUCAGACAUUAAGUUUGAAAAGAAUGGAAGGCAUAUCUUAAGUCGUGAUUACAUGACUGUUAAGCUCUGGGACAUAAACAUGGACUCUGGCCCUGUUGCUACUUUCUCUGUCCACGAGUAUUUAAGACCUAUGCUACCUCAUCUGUAUGCAAGUGAGUGGAUAUUCGACAAAUUUAAUUGUUGUAUAAGUGGAGAUGGACUAAGAAUAGCAACCGGCUCUUACUGCAAUCAAUUUCGCGUGUUUAGCUGUGCUGGGGAAAACUGCGAGGAGACUACAUUGGAAGCAAGUACAAAUCCAAUGAGGAGUCGAGUCGGAAACCCUCCGGGGCCUUUGAGGUGGUUGAGCGAUUCAACACAUGUUGUCCAACCAGGAUUAGAAAGCCCAGGGGCCGACACCAGUGAGAACUCAUAUGAAAAUUCAUAUGAGGACUCGCAUGAUUUUUCUAACAAGUUGCUCCAUUUAGCAUGGCACCCAACGGACAAUAUAAUCGCCUGCGCUGCUGCAUCUAGCUUGUACAUGUUCUCUGCUUAGAGUUGGCCUCGACAGAGAAAAUUAAGAAAAGAUGCAGGGAGGGAAUGUCUUCAGUGCAGCACUUAUACCACCUAGCAUCUCCUGGGCCAAUGGGAACAUGGCUCGUUGGAUUAUCAAUGUCGAGUGAAAGGUAUUCUUGUGAUUUCUUUCAUUCUUUUGUUCUAUUGGCUUUGUGGAAUCUGUGGCAUAAGUGUUGCACUGAAGACCCUAUCAAAUGAUUGGGGUUUGUGUGUCCAGUAGUUUUUCUGAUAUUAUUAGGUGCUUGGUUCUGCACCUAUAGCAUGAAUUUUUAGGUUUGCGCAAGUUAUUCUUGCAUUGUAAUUAUUCAUCUCUUAUAUUCUUUUCUCUUUAGUAUUA
Molecule: messenger RNA, 1602 nt
Organism: Ananas comosus (pineapple)
Lineage: Eukaryota; Viridiplantae; Streptophyta; Magnoliopsida; Poales; Bromeliaceae
Product: serine/threonine protein phosphatase 2A 55 kDa regulatory subunit B beta isoform-like
Exons: 12
Coding region: 148-1245 (365 amino acids)
Biological process (GO): peptidyl-serine dephosphorylation
Cellular component (GO): protein phosphatase type 2A complex; cytosol
Molecular function (GO): protein binding; protein phosphatase regulator activity
Source: RefSeq, a predicted model, not a curated record